Molecule: messenger RNA, 4098 nt
Organism: Scatophagus argus
Lineage: Eukaryota; Metazoa; Chordata; Actinopteri; Scatophagidae
Gene: klc1b
Product: kinesin light chain 1b
Exons: 15
Coding region: 432-2084 (550 amino acids)
Biological process (GO): microtubule-based movement
Cellular component (GO): kinesin complex; cytoplasm; membrane-bounded organelle
Molecular function (GO): kinesin binding
Source: RefSeq, a predicted model, not a curated record
GAGGAGCAGAGUCUAGAUCAGGAUGGCUCCCUCCCCCAUCCGACCUGCUCCUACACACUGCUCUGCUUUCCUCCCUCUGUGGGCGGGGCUGUCUCUUGAUGUGCGCCCUGAGCUGAUGUUGGUCGCUCUGAGCAGUGGGAAGGUCAUCGUCAUCCUGCAAACUGCGCCCAUCCUCUUCUUCCCAACCACUGGCUUCCGUCACUCUAAUUUUGGUCCUGUUUGAUUUCAAUUUGCCUCAGUUUGAAGGUUUCUUUUUUUUCAUUUUAAGGAGGAUCGCUUAGGAUUAGCUCAGCAGUUUUAUCAUGCACUUUGCUGGCAUGUAGCGCUAUUGCUGCAGGAGGAGUCGUUACCUCAUCAGCUUUUCUCCAUGCCAAACUCUAUGAGGCUCUGAUUUGACACCGAAACCAAGGUUUCCUUGAGCUACAUAGAAGAUGUCCACCAUGGUGUAUCCACGGGAAGAGAAGCUUGAGAAGCUUUCUCAGGAGGAGAUUAUCUCCAACACGAAGCUAGUGAUUCAGGGUCUGGAGGCUCUGAAGAAUGAGCACAACUCCAUCCUCCACAGCCUCCUGGAGACUAUCAAGUGCCUCAAGAAGGAUGAAGAAGCCAACUUGGUGCAUGAGAAGUCCAACCUGCUCCGCAAAUCAGUGGAGAUGAUUGAACUGGGCCUGGGAGAAGCACAGGUGAUGAUGGCCCUGUCCAACCACCUGAAUGCGGUGGAGUCAGAAAAGCAGAAGCUGCGUGCGCAGGUGAGGAGGCUUUGCCAGGAAAACCAGUGGCUGCGGGAUGAGCUGGCCAACACCCAGCAGAAGCUGCAGAAGAGUGAGCAGAGCGUGGCCCAGCUGGAGGAGGAGAAGAAACACCUGGAGUUCAUGAACCAGCUUAAAAAAUAUGAUGAAGAUGUCUCACCCACUCAAGAGGAGAAGGACCGAGAGACACCAAAGGACUCCCUGGAUGACCUCUUCCCUAAUGAUGAGGAGGAGCAUGGCCAAGGAAUGCAGCACCAACACAACAGUGCGGCAGUGGCUGCAGCUCAGCAGGGAGGCUACGAGAUCCCUGCUCGUCUGAGAACCCUGCACAACCUGGUGAUCCAGUACGCCUCCCAGGGCAGGUACGAGGUGGCCGUCCCCCUGUGCAAGCAGGCUUUGGAGGACCUGGAGAAGACCUCUGGACAUGAUCACCCUGACGUGGCCACCAUGCUCAACAUCCUUGCCUUGGUCUACAGGGAUCAGAACAAAUACAAAGAAGCUGCCCAUCUGCUCAAUGAUGCUCUGUCCAUCCGGGAGAAAACUCUGGGCAAAGACCAUCCGGCUGUUGCCGCAACACUGAACAACUUGGCUGUGCUGUAUGGAAAGAGGGGGAAGUACAAGGAGGCUGAGCCUCUCUGCAAGAGGGCUCUUGAGAUCAGAGAAAAGGUCUUGGGGAAGGACCACCCGGAUGUGGCCAAACAGCUGAACAACCUGGCCCUGCUUUGCCAGAACCAGGGCAAGUACGAGGAGGUGGAGUACUACUACUGCCGUGCCCUGGAGAUCUAUGAGUGCAGGCUUGGCCCAGAUGAUCCCAAUGUGGCCAAAACAAAGAACAACCUGGCAUCUUGCUUUCUCAAACAAGGGAAAUACAAAGAGGCUGAGGUUCUGUACAAAGAGAUUCUGACUCGUGCUCAUGAGAAAGAGUUUGGAUCUGUUGAUGCUGAAAACAAGCCCAUCUGGAUGCAUGCUGAGGAAAGAGAGGAGAUGAGCAAGGGCAAGCAUAGAGACAAUACUCCAUACGGAGAGUACGGAGGCUGGUACAAGGCAUGCAAAGUGAACAGCCCUACAGUGAACACCACCCUGAGGAACCUGGGCGCCCUGUAUCGCCGACAGGGCAAACUAGAGGCUGCUGAGACCCUGGAAGAGUGCGCCGUGAGAUCUCGCAAGCAGAGCAACACAGGCAUCGACCCCAUCCACCAGACACGUGUGGUGGAACUUCUGAAGGAUACAGAGGGUGACAGGCGGAGGAGCAGGGAUAGCCUGACCAGCGUUAAGUAUGAGAGCGGCUCUGAGACUGGCGAGGAAGUGAGUAUGGGCGUGGAGUGGAACGGGGCCUAAGCCAUCAAGAUUAUUCCUCCAUCCUUCUCUCCUUCCCCAACACAAUAGCAAAAGGAUGUGUGUUGUCAUUCCCUCUGGCCUUCUCAAACCAACAGCUCCUCUGCCGUUCCGGCGCCCCCAUCUGGCAGAGACUCAGAAAGCCCCCCCCCCUUCCGUCCCCUCUUCGUCUGACAGCCACUGGGACGUUUGGUCUUCUCAUCUCUGCUCUAUCCUUUUCCUCUCACUAACCCUGUUGUCGCACACCAUCUCAGAGAUCCUUAUUUCAGCUCUUUGUCUCACUUAACGUUAAAGAAGUCAUCGUGUGUGAAAUCUCUUCCCUGUGAGAAAGUCACUCGCACAUUUUCCUCUCUGCAACACCCGUGUGUGAUUUUUCAUUCGUGCAUAGUAGAUUCAUUUGGCUAGAUAGAGGAGCAGGAAAAUAAUUGCUUGGAAGAUGGCAAAACAAAAAAGAUCAAGAAAGUCACCUUUGAUGGCAGCCUUGGCUCCAGCCUACAGUCACAGAAAACAGUCACUAUAGAGUCAGUAUAUUACAAAAUCAUUUUCACAUUUGCUCUGUAUUGGUCUUACUCGGAAUUUGUUUGUUGCUUUGAGCACUCAACAGUCUGCUUCUACAAUAAGUGAAAUGUGACCUUGAAGCUAGCUUCCAACCUGGUCCCUGUAUUUAGCCAUUAUAGCAUGUUUUUGUUUCUUAAAGAACGCUGUUUUUGCGGCCAUUACCUGUUUUCUGUUUUUGACUAAUGCGAUAAUGAAAUCAAAUGCCUAAACAGUUUGAAAAUAAAUGGUACGGUGUAGUUUCACAUGCUAGUCAAAAUAUUUCUUUUCUAACUUCUGUGGCCUAGUUGGCAGGAAAUGAGAAGGGAGUGUUACUAUUUUUGUUUUUAUAGAUGUAUUUCUUUUUAAUUUCAUUUUUUUUAAAUAAUUUUGUUUACAUUUUUUAAACGUCGAUUACCUUUUUGGCUGAAUAUUAAGGCAGCCGUUCGUCAACAAUGCCAUAGUGUUGCCUGUAGUCAUUGAAGGAGGGGCCAGCAUCAAAUAGGCCAAAGCUAACCCGCAAAAUGGUCAGAUCAUAGCAAGCUCUCGUUGCCGUUGCUCGUUACUCGCUUCAGUGUCCUUGGUCUGAUAGAGGCCAAGGACAAUGUAGAGCCUGAUAUUCAUACAGGCUCUACAUUGGAACAAAGCAUACACAGCAGCUCGCAUUUACAAAGGGAAUUGGCUGAGGCUGUAAAGCCAACAUGAUGGCAGAGAUCAACCGGAGUGUCUCGCAUAGACGCUGACCCCUUGAGAGAUUUCUAAAUAAUAAUAAUUUCAAAAUAAAGGACGUAAAUGCCCAGAAUUGCCUUUAUUUGUUGUGUUAUAAUUGAGUGGAAGCCUGGGUUCCUCAGUAGUUCUAGUGUGUAUUUGUGUAUGUUUUGGUGGUACAGUCACAGUGCCCACUCUGGCUAUGGAUACUGUAUUUGAACACAAAGCUUAAUGGAGUGUGCUGCCUUUUUCUUACAAGGUUGUUUGCCAGUAAACAUUGUCACUUUGGUGAAUCAUGUUUUUUAAACACCCACAGUACAGUGCGAGUGUUUCAACAUCAACAUGUUAUUUGAGAUGUUUAACUCACUGAAUGUAAAAAUGACUUUAACAUUUCGGAAGUGUAAUUGUAGACUGUAUUUAUAGAUCUGACAAGUGCAUUCACUAUACGGCUUUUCAGUAUGCUACUUGCCUUGAUUCUUCAUUCCUUCCAACAAGUACUCCUAUACUUCUAAUGCAACUCUGAACAAAAGAAUUGAUUAUGUACAUCACAUAAUUAUGACAAUAUUGUUGUGUUAGUGGAAUGCUUAUUUAUUGAACUGUCUAUUCUUGACAUAUAUAGUGUGACUUCAGUUUCCUAAAGUGGAAGAACAUAAAUGGUAAGGUCUAUAAGCACUAUCUUAGUAAGUAGGACUGCAUUAUAUUUACCAUUCUGCAUUGUGAUGAUUAUUGCAUCAACACUUGUUGGUAUUCUCAAAUAAAGUUUUUCAUUUGUGAA